Messenger RNA from Patella vulgata (common limpet), 1916 nucleotides. Its product is annotated as zinc finger protein OZF-like. The coding region runs from base 211 to 1404 and encodes 397 amino acids. Lineage: Eukaryota; Metazoa; Mollusca; Gastropoda; Patellidae. The record is from RefSeq and is a predicted model, not a curated record. The transcript has 2 exons.
AUUUUAAACACCGACGGGGAAAUGUCAUGUCAAUCAGAAGUGAAAAGAAACAUUUUUGAUGACUUUCCUACUGUAACGAAUGAUUCGUUGACUCGGUGGAAGAUAUACUGUAGACUCGGAAGAACAAAAACAUGGCGUCCCCUUUUACCGUUUUGAAGCGACUUCAAAUUGAAGAGUAAUGGCAAGGUCACACAGAAAUAAAUAAUCAACAUGGAAACUAAUGAUGUUAAAACAUUCCAUCAGUGUGUUGUAUGUGAUGAGAUUUUUCAACAACUUGAUGAUUUAGAAAAGCACAAUAAAAUACAUGUUAAAGAAGAGAAAACGGAUGAUGCAGAUGAAUAUUGUUAUGUUCAUUUUAAAGAAGAGAAAACUGAUGAUGUAGAUGAAUAUUGUCAUGUUAAAGUAGAGAAAACCGAUGCCGCAGAUAAAUAUUGUCAAGAAGUGAAAACUGAAGAUAUUGAAACAGUUCAUCAGUGUAAUUUAUGUGAUGAAGAAUUUAAAUUAGAAACAGAUUUAGAAAAUCACUGUGCAUUACAUGUUGAAGAACAGUUGAAAGCUUGCAAUUAUAGUGAUAACUGUAAGGGUAUUAAUGUAGACCUACAAUUAGCUGACUAUAAGGGUAGUGAUGUAGCCCUACAAUUAGCUGAAACAAAAGUGUAUAAAUGUGAUGUUUGUAGUAAAUCAUUUACAAACAGGCGUAAUCAGCAGUUUCAUAUGAGUAUUCAUACUGGGAAUAAACCCUAUAAAUGUGAUGUUUGUAGUAAAUCAUUCAAUAAUAGAUGUAAUCUCCAGAGACACAGGAGAAUUCAUACAGGAGAAAGUUCAUAUGAAUGUGAUGUUUGUAGUAAAUCAUUUACAAACAGGCGUAAUCAGCAGUUUCAUAUGAGUAUUCAUACUGGGAAUAAACCCUAUAAAUGUGAUGUUUGUAGUAAAUCAUUCAAUAAUAGAUGUAAUCUCCAGAGACACAGGAGAAUUCAUACAGGAGAAAGUUCAUAUGAAUGUGAUGUUUGUGGUAAGUCAUUCACACUCCGUUGUAUUCUACAGAAACACAUGAUCAUUCAUACUGGUGAGAAGCGCUUCCAUUGUGGUGUUUGUAAUAAGUCAUUUAAUUAUGGUCAUCAUUUAAAGCAACAUCUUACAAUUCAUACAGGUGAAAAACCUUAUCACUGUGAUGUUUGUAGUAAAUCAUUUACUGACAAGCGUAAUCUACAAAGACACAUGAAAAUUCACUCAGGAGAAAAAUCACAUAGGUGUGAUGUUUGUUAUAAAUCAUUCACAGAAAAGUUUGGUCUACAGAGACACAUGAGAAGUCAUACAGGUGAAAAACCGUAUACUUGUGAUGUUUGUAGUAAAUCGUUUACUGACACGCGUAAUCUACAGAGACACAUGAAAACUCAUACAUGAUGUUUGUAAUAAAUAUUUUACAAAACAUUUUGGUCCACAGAGACACAUGAGAAGUCAUACACAAGAAACUUUAUAAAUGUGAUGUUUCUAAUAAAUCAUCUGGAACUAUAAGUGUGAUAUUUAUAUUAAAGGGGCUAAAUCGCUAAUAUUUGGGACCUACAAAUUGACACGGAUCACCGUUUGACAUGACUUGUGGAAUAUGUCUAACCUCGUUCUUCGAGUCGCUUGUUACAAAUUGCGCUGAAACGCAUUAUGGUACACGAUUCGUGUACCAAUCAUAAAAUGUUUAUUCUGUCUUAACAAUUGGAUAUCAGAAUCCCAUCUUUUUCCGGUAAGAUCACAACACCAAUGUUGAUUAAAAUUGACAAAUAAUUUGUGUUUUCAUUGUCGAAGGUUUUGGAUGAUAUUGAGUUUAGAGACCUAGCUACUUUAUAUCAUUCAGAGAAAAUUAUAAAUGUAAUGUUUCUUUUCACAUUUAGUGUGAAGUAAUUUGAUUAAAAUGCAGAUGUAUA